AUGGGGCCUGGGGGAAAGAUGGUGGGGACCAAAGCCUGGGUGUUCUUCUUCCUGGUCCUGGAGUUCACCCCUGUGUUGGGGAGGCAGACGAUGCUCAUUCAGUCAGUGAGAAGAGUCCAGCCUGGGAAGAGGACCCUCAGCGUCUUCGCCAAGCCUGCUGACCCCCUGGAGAUUCCUGGUGAGUGGACAACAUGGUUCAACAUUGACCACCCAAGUGGGAAGGGUGACUACGAGCGGCUGGAUGCUAUUCACUUCUACUAUGGAGACCGUGUGUGUGCUCGGCCCCUGCGGCUUGAGGCUCGCACUACUGACUGGAGGCCUGCAGGCAGCACUGGCCAGGUGGUCCAUGGCAGUCCCCGUGAGGGCUUCUGGUGCCUCAACAGGGAGCAGCGGCCCGGCCAGAACUGCUCCAAUUACACCGUACGCUUCCUCUGCCCGCCAGGGUCCCUGCGCCGAGACACAGAGCGCAUUUGGAGCCCGUGGUCUCCCUGGAGCAAGUGUUCUGCUCCCUGUGGUCACACUGGCGUCCAGACCCGCACGCGCACCUGCUUGGCGGAGACGGUGUCACUGUGCAGUGAGGCCGCUGAGCAGGGCCGGCACUGCAUGGACCAGGCCUGUUCAGCCUGUGACCUGACCUGCCCCAUGGGCCAAGUGAAUGCUGACUGUGAUGCCUGCAUGUGCCAGGACUUCGUGCUGCGUGGGGCUGUCUCCCUCCCUGGGGGUGCCCCAGCCUCAGGGGCCACUGUCUAUCUGUUGACAAAAAUGCCUAAGCCACUGACCCAGACAGACAGCAGUGGGAGGUUCCGAGUCCCUGGCUUGUGCCCCGAUGGCAAAAGCAUCCUGAAGAUCACAAAGGCCAAGUUUGCCCCCAUCGUGCUCACAAUGCCAAAGACUAGCUUGAAGGCAGUCACCAUUAAUGCGGAGUUCAAGAGGGCAGAGACUCCAUACAUUGUGAUGAACCCCAAUACAAAAGCACGGAGAGCUGGGCAGAGUGUGGCCUUGUGCUGUAAGGCCACGGGGAAGCCUAGUCCAGACAAGUACUUCUGGUACCACAAUGGCACGCUGCUGGAUCCCUCUCUCUACAAGCAUGAGAGCAAGCUGGUGCUGAGGAACGUGCAGCGGGAACAGGCUGGGGAGUACUUCUGCAAGGCCCAGAGUGAUGCUGGGGCUGUGAAGUCCAAAGUUGCCCAGCUGACUGUCAUAGCCCCUGAUGAGACUCCUUGCAACCCAACCCCUGAGAGCUACCUUAUCCGGCUGCCCCACGAUUGCUUCCAGAAUGCCACCAACUCCUUCUACUAUGAUGUGGGCCAUUGCCCUGUCAAGACCUGUGCAGGGCAGCAGGAUAAUGGGGUCAGGUGCCGGGAUGCUGUGGAGAACUGCUGCGGCAUCUCCAAAACAGAAGAGAGGGAGAUCCAGUGCAGUGGGUACACGCUGCCCACCAAGGUGGCCACAAAGUGCAGCUGCCAGCGGUGUACAGAGACCCGGAGUAUCGUGCGGGGCCGUGUCAGCGCCGCUGACAAUGGGGAACCCAUGCGCUUUGGCCAUGUGUACAUGGGAGGCAACCGUGUGAGCAUGACUGGCUACAAGGGCACUUUCACCCUCAAUGUCCCCCAGGACACUGAGAGGCUGGUGCUCACAUUUGUGGAUAGGUUGCAGAAGUUCGUCAACACCACCAAAGUGCUGCCCUUCAACAAGAAGGGAAGUGCAGUGUUCCAUGAGAUCAAGAUGCUUCGGCGGAAAGAGCCCAUCAUCUUGGAGGCCGUGGAAACCAACAUCAUCCCCUUGGGGGAGAUGGAUGGCGAAGACCCUAUGGGUGAGCUGGAGAUCCCAUCCAAGAGUUUCUACAGGCAGAAUGGGGAGCCCUACACAGGAAAAGUGAAGGCCAGUGUGACCUUCCUGGAUCCCCGCAAUAUUGCCACAGCCACAGCUGCCCAGAGUGACCUAAACUUCAUCAAUGAUGAAGGAGACACCUUCCCUCUUCGGACAUACGGCAUGUUUUCUGUGGACUUCACAGAUGAGGCCACCUCAGAGUCACUUAAUGUUGGCAAGGUGAAGGUCCACCUCGACUCGACACAAGUCAAGAUGCCAGAGCAUGUGCCCAUGAUGAAACUCUGGUCGCUCAACCCAGACACAGGGCUGUGGGAGGAGGAAGAUGACUUCAAAUUUGAAAGCCAAAGGCGGAAGAGAAGGGAAGACAGAACCUUCCUGGUGGGCAACAUGGAGAUCCGCGAGAGGAGGCUCUUUAACCUGGACGUCCCUGAAAGCAGGAGGUGCUUUAUCAAGGUGAGGGCCUACCGGAGUGAGAGGUUCUUGCCCAGUGAGCAGAUCCAGGGGGUCGUGGUGUCUGUGAUCAACCUGGAGCCCAGGACUGGCUUCUCGUCCAACCCCAGGGCCUGGGGCCGCUUUGACAGUGUCAUUACAGGCCCCAAUGGGGCCUGUGUGCCUGCCUUCUGCGAUGACCAGUCCCCUGAUGCCUACUCCGCCUACGUCUUGGCAAGCCUGGCUGGGGAAGAACUAGAAGCAGUGGAGUCUUCUCCUAAAUUCAACCCAAAUGCAAUUGGCGUCCCUCAGCCCUACCUCAACAAGCUCAAGUACCGUCGGACAGACCAUGAGGACCCACGGGUUAAGAAGACAGCUUUCCAGAUCAGCAUGGCCAAGCCAAGGCCCAAUUCAGCUGAGGAAAGCAAUGGGCCCAUCUACGCCCUUGAGAACCUCCAGGCAUGUGAGGAGGCACCACCCAGUGCGGCCCACUUCCGUUUCUACCAGAUUGAGGGGGAUCGGUAUGACUACAACACAGUCCCCUUCAAUGAAGACGACCCCAUGAGCUGGACUGAAGACUACCUGGCAUGGUGGCCCAAGCCAAUGGAGUUCAGGGCCUGCUACAUCAAGGUGAAGAUCGUGGGGCCACUGGAGGUGAAUGUGCGAUCCCGCAACAUGGGGGGCACCCACCGGCAGACAGUGGGGAAGCUGUACGGAAUCCGGGAUGUGAAGAGCACACGGGACAGGGACCAGCCCAAUGUCUCAUCUGCCUGUUUGGAGUUCAAGUGCAGUGGGAUGCUCUAUGAUCAGGACCGUGUGGACCGUACACUGGUGAAGGUCAUCCCCCAGGGCAGCUGCCGUCGAGCUAGUGUAAACUCCAUGCUACAUGAGUACCUGGUCAACCACCUACCACUGGCAGUCAACAAUGACACCAGUGAGUACACCAUGCUGGCACCCCUGGAUCCACUGGGCCACAACUACGGCAUCUACACUGUCACUGACCAGGACCCUCGCACGGCCAAGGAGAUUGCACUUGGCCGGUGCUUCGAUGGUUCAUCUGACGGCUCCUCCAGAGUCAUGAAGAGCAACGUUGGAGUGGCCCUCACCUUUAACUGCGUAGAGAGGCAAGUGGGCCGCCAGAGUGCCUUCCAGUACCUCCAAAGCACCCCGGCCCAGCCCGCCGCCACAAGCAUUGUCAGAGGAAGAGUGCCUUCAAGGAGGCAGCAGCGGUCAAGUAGGGGUGGCCAGCGCCAGCGCAGAGAGGUGGCCUCUCUGAGGUUCAGCAGCCUCUGA
Molecule: messenger RNA, 3552 nt
Organism: Diceros bicornis minor
Lineage: Eukaryota; Metazoa; Chordata; Mammalia; Perissodactyla; Rhinocerotidae
Gene: CILP
Product: cartilage intermediate layer protein
Exons: 8
Coding region: 1-3552 (1183 amino acids)
Source: RefSeq, a predicted model, not a curated record